AUGGUGGAGACCGACCUGGACGACGAUCUCGCGUUCAGCAUGGAGUCGAGGAACCUGUCGGAGGACGAUGAGGGAGCCAUGGCCAGCGACGGUUCUUCAGGCUCGUACCACCUUGCUCUGGCCCAACAACCACAGCAUGCGGACCAAACUACGUUUUCUUCCACUGGUCAAAUGACUGCUGGCUCGGCGACUCCGAAGUCCAAUGCAGAAAAACGGGAGGUCUCUUCAGAGGCUCAGGGCAAACGGCGUCUGAAUUUGCUGGAUUUACCGGUUGACAUCUUGAAAGAAAUUGUCAAGGAGAUAACUCAUACCAACGACCUGACGUCGCUCGCCCUGACAUGCUCUGCCCUGCAUUCGCUUGCCAUCCCUCAUAUGUACUCACGGUUCGAUAUCGUCUGGCCGGAGACGGUGGCCGCUACGGAACAUCCAACCGGUGUCGAUGCUCUCUCCUAUGGCUUAGCGACGCUGGUGAUGGGGGAACACGUCUUCAGGGAGACGCCACUCCGUCCUGCUUGGGCUACAGCACGCUCCUGUUGUCCUCAUUGUGGUUGCAACAACCCAAACCACCAGACUACGGAGCCAAAUGUGUCUCGUUCUAGUGGUCUGGGGAAUCUGCGUCUCGGCAACUACUACGCGCAGUAUACCCGGAAAUUCUCCGUGGGCAAUGGGCCUCCGAUGUGGGUACAGGAAUACUCAAUCACGAAGGAGACGGGCAAGAUGCUGGGAACGCUGGUUGCGCUGGCCGUCGCAAGGAUGGUCAAUCUCGAAUCAUUCAUCUGGGACAUGCCAACAGGCGUCAUGCGAGACGUCUUCCUUGCUCUUGCCUCGCUGGCUGAACGGCCUGGACAUGAGUGUCGUUUGGAGCGUGUCUGGGUUCGAUGGCACGACAACUCCGAGAAUCCGGCCGCGCGAGCUAUCAUGCUACCACCUGCCAACUCUGCCAAUCCUACGCUAUCCUUGUUGCAGCGAUAUGGACAUGUGGAAUUCCCUACAUUUUCGGUCCUGCCGCCUCUUAAGAGCUUGAGUGUGUUGGACAUCGAUGAGCCGGCAUAUCUGGAGGAGAUGGCCGUGCUCAUUGAACGCUCGCGUCACAAGCUUCGGGAGCUACGUAUCGGCAUGGCGCUACGCUGUCACCUGGACGACUGGGUCUUUCCGGUGGAAAACAGGCCGAUUACGCCAGAUCCAUCACCCCGGCGGCCGACUCCCGGUUGGCCGAGGCAUGGAGGAAUUCUUUCCAUACUUUUGAGCAACAAGGAUAAUCAGAUGGGUAUGCAGAGCGAGUCCUCUAGCAGGCAUAGCCAGCCGGCUACCGGUAAAGGGCAAACCGCAAAUGCCUCGGCCAAUGUGCAAAGCGAGGAAGACAUCGACGCGCAGCAACUUUCAUCUGCUACACAGUUGUUGGCAGACUUGGCACUUGACGACCGAGUCCCAGAGCCUGGAAACGGGCCAGGUCCAGCGGAGGCGUCUUCCAAUGAUCAGCGGGGUGAAUCCAAAACUCAGUCGGUCUUCCCGCCAGCAGUUCAGAAUGUGACAUGCUCGGACUCAUCGACGCCGACACAAACACCGGAUACGAAACUCAAACUGGAAGUUCUCGAGUUAGAACGGGUUUAUCUUGCCCCUCCAGUACUGUUGAAAGCAUUGGAUUGGCGCCGACUCACCUCGCUUACUAUACUUCGUUGCGAAGAGCAUGAACAGCUCUGGAGAACUCUUCGUCGACAGUUCUCGCCUUCUAUACCCGAGAGUAUAAAGUCGGCACAUCCAAAGAAAGAUACGCACUCUUCGGUUCAUUACCCUCUCAAGCUCAAGCAUCUGCAUACCGACCGAGUGUCUCCGUAUCUCAUCCUCUUCUUGAAAGAGACGAUUGCGCCGAACAGCUUGGAGAGUGUCUUCUUCCAAGAAGGUAACACUUACGAAUCGAUUGUCGGGAUCGAUGCGAUAUAUCGACAUGUGCUGCGUCGGCAAAGGGCUAGCCUGAGGAAGGUUCUGAUCGAUCGUUCGCGGAGGUUCGAAACCACGCCGUCUUCCAGCCACGGCCACUGGCGGAGCUGGAUGCUUCCUCGGGGGGCGUUAGCAUUCGUGACAAGCGGGAAGAUGCCUCAGCUUCGCGAGCUUGGCAUAGGGAUGGACCAUCGCGAUUGGCAUUUCUUCCUCCAGAGACUGCCAAACAUCCCACAGUUGCAGGCUCUCUAUCUGCCCAAUAUGUACGAUCCGACGCUGGCAAAUGAUAAGAAGCAUCGGGAGUUGGCCCUUCAGAUCCUGGAUAUCGUGACGCUGCGACCAGAAAUCAAACUGUCGUACGUUGGGAUCGAGACGAAGUGUUAUGAGAUCCUCGAAACCACUCCUGUGAAGGAGAAGAGGGAGCGGUCUGAUGGGGCGAGCAACUCAGACGGUCUUUCGUCGGAGAGCUCCGAGGAGGACAGCGACGCGGACGAGGAUGAGGACGAGCAAGAUGAGGAUGAUGGGAGCAUUCCGGGGCAGGGUUAUGAUUUGGAUUCGGGUUCCGAUGGCGGCGAUGAUGGGUAUUCGGACGACGAGCAGAAUGGGGUGCGAUCUAACGUUACGUUCAAGAUCCGUGAGAUCCUGUUUUAUGACGAUAAGAUUUCGAUCUUCAAGGCGCGGCAUUGUCGGCUUUGA
Rasamsonia emersonii CBS 393.64 is the source of this 2634-nucleotide messenger RNA. RefSeq lists its product as uncharacterized. The transcript is spliced from 3 exons. The coding region runs from base 1 to 2634 and encodes 877 amino acids. Lineage: Eukaryota; Fungi; Ascomycota; Eurotiomycetes; Eurotiales; Trichocomaceae. The record is from RefSeq and is a predicted model, not a curated record. Gene Ontology annotation, molecular function: protein binding.